CUACAUGGGCAAGAGCCUCGACAAGAGGCUCAGGGAGCUCGGAGCGGCGCCGUUUCACCCCCCCGCCUUCGCCGACGAGGCCACCAACAUGGAGGAGACGAUCGAGCCCUGGCUGGCUUCGCUCUAUCCGGCUCUGAGGGCAAGCAUUUUAGGGGCGGCGGAAGGUGCCGCCGACGCGGCAGCUGCUGUUCCCACGAAGGCGGCAGAUGGAUCACCGGCUCCGGCGGCGGCGGCGGCGGGGUCGGAAGAUGCCGUGAAGGAAGCCAUAAAGGCAGCGGCGGCGGAGGCGUUUCAGUUGCCGCCCGAUACCGCCGCCGCCGCCGCCGCCGGUACCACGGCGAGAAACGUUGCCGGCAAGAACGGCGGCGGCGGCGGCGGCGGCGGCAACGCUGCCGACUCCACAGCUAAAAACGUUUCCGGUCCGAAUGGCGCCCCGGCAGUCUCUGCCCCGGCGGCCGCCGUUACCGUCGCAGCGGCGGCAUCUCCGCCUGCCUCAGUCGAAGCAGCGGCAGCAGGGCUGGCCGAUCUCAACCUCUCCGACGAUGGUGCGGCGACGGCGACGGCCUCGUCCGUGGUCGAACCCGGUGCAGCACCCACCCCGCCCGGAGAACAGACCUCGGGCAGCAACAGCAGCAGCAGCAACACCACCCCUACUACCAACACCAGCAACGGCGACAGCAGCGGCAACAGCGGCGGCGAAGGUGACCCUUCCCCCGCCGGCCGGCCUCCUCCGCAGCAGCCGUGGUCGCCGCGAGCGGAGUCGGGCGCCAGGCCCCUGUCCGACUUCCUGGCGCCCGAGCACCUGGAGCCGGGGUACUCCCCAGCCAGGAGCGACCUCCCGCGGGCGAGGCCGAGCGCCGCGGACGUGAGGUUCCACGUUUCGAGCGCGGCGCCGGAAGUCGGCGAGGUAGAAGAGGAGCAGCCGUGGCUAAGGCGUGCCCGGCAGAGGUCGUCGUCCGUGGAGUCACGCCACACGCUGGACUGGCCCUUCUCCGCCCGGUUGAAGAGCGCGAAAUAUCUUACGAAAGGCGGCAGGGGCGCGGACCGCAGAGUUAUCAACAUGGAGCUGUCGCUGCGAGGGUCGGGCAUCACCUACGUUCCCGGGGACGUGAUCGGGUUUCGUUGUCCGAACCGCGCCGCCGAUACCGCCUACCUCUUGGACCGCCUCCAGUGCACUCUGCCGGAGGGAGCCGGGCCGGACGUGCCCUUCCAGCACUCGCUGCGCUCCCUGCCCAGCCCGUGCACUCUCCGGGAUGCGCUGUCGACGCGUCUCGAUCUGCAGGCCCCCCUACGCCGCCCGGUGCUCCGCGCGCUAGCUGAAUUCUGCGGGGACCCCGCGGAGAGGUCGUGGAUGGAGCUCCUCUGCUCCAAGACUGCCGGCGCCGGAGUGUACGCCAGCUACGUGGCGGCGCAGUCGCUGACCCUCUGCGAGCUCCUGGAGGCGUUCCCCUCCUGCAAGCCUCGCCCGGGAGCUCUGCUGGCGCUCCUCCCGCCGCUGCCGCCGCGCUACUACUCGGUUGCCUCCUCCCAGCUGGCCACCCCGGAUAGCGUGACGGUCGCGUUCAGCGUCGCGUCCUCGCGGCUGCCUCAUGCUCCCGCUACCGCUGCUGGCGACCCCGGUGCUGCUGCUGCUGCUGCUACCGCCUCGCCGGCUGGAGGAGGAGGGGGGGCGGUAGAUGGUACCGGGGGCGGCGACCGUGGGGGUGUCGUCACUAGACGAGGGCUGUGCACGAAUUGGCUCGAGGGAAUACUCGCGCCCUUCCUGGAGUGGCGAGUGGCGAGCGGGAGUGGCGACGGGGGGACGUCUGUCAGCGUCCCCGUGUUCCUCAAGCCUACGAAGGAGUUCCUGCUGCCAGCCAGCGCGAAGUGGCCUUGCGUGCUCAUCGGCCCCGGCACUGGAGUGUCUCCAUUCAUCGGAUUCCUGAAGCACCGGGAGGUACAGCACGCGCGGCGAAGGGAGGAGGCGGACGCCGUGUGCUCGGGCUAUUGGAGAGGGGGCUACGAGAUCUCUCUGGAGGGGGAAGAUGACGAGGUGAAUAACAAAAAGAUAAUGAAGUUAAAAAAUGACGCGGCAGGAUGA
This is a messenger RNA of Ectocarpus sp. CCAP 1310/34, 2080 nucleotides long. NCBI's taxonomy places the organism in Eukaryota, Phaeophyceae, Ectocarpales, Ectocarpaceae. The record is from the annotation of a GenBank genome assembly.